UUAACAAAAAAAAAAAAAAGAGAAUAGAAUAAGAGACUUUGAGCUUUGAAUGCUUCUCCCUCCUUUCUGCAACAACUCGUCUCUCUUCUUCCAAUGCCGAAAGUUGCAGCCAUUAAACGCAGUUUCCAAAUUCAAAUCCUUAAAACCAAUUCAUAUUCAAACAAAACCCCCAAUUUCUAUUGUAUUCGGAUCUAGACAGAACAAAACACGCCCUUCUCCACCUCCUCCAAUCAGAAAAUAGAAACUAGAAAAAUGGGAGCAUACAGAGCGGACGAUGAUUACGAUUACUUGUUCAAGGUGGUGCUGAUCGGAGACUCCGGCGUCGGAAAGUCGAACCUUUUGUCUCGAUUCACAAAAAAUGAAUUCAGCUUGGAAUCCAAAUCCACCAUUGGCGUUGAAUUCGCCACUCGCAGCAUCCACGUCGAUGAUAAGAUCGUUAAGGCUCAAAUUUGGGACACUGCUGGACAAGAAAGAUAUCGCGCAAUCACUAGUGCAUAUUAUCGAGGAGCUGUUGGCGCAUUGCUUGUGUACGAUGUUACCAGACACGUGACUUUUGAAAAUGUGGAAAGAUGGUUAAAGGAACUUAGGGAUCACACAGAUGCCAACAUUGUAAUCAUGCUUGUAGGAAACAAGGCGGAUCUUGGGCACCUGCGUGCCGUGAACACUGAUGACGCCAAGGCAUUUGCCGAGAGAGAAAGCACAUUCUUCAUGGAAACGUCUGCGCUCGAAUCCUUGAAUGUUGACAAUGCUUUCACAGAAGUGCUCACUCAGAUCUAUCGCGUCGUUAGUCGGAAAACUCUUGAGAUUGGAGAUGACCCUACUGCCUUGCCAAAGGGGCAAACGAUCAAUGUCGGUGGUAAGGAUGAUGUCUCGGCUGUUAAAAAGGCUGGAUGCUGCUCUUCAUAGUUUGAUAAUGAAAGGAAGUUCUUGAAUCUUGACAGCAAAACACAUAUUUAUCAGUGCAGGAUUCAACUAAUCCCCAGCAGGACAACAUUGAGAUCCAUGCUACAUGUUCUAAUACUUAUGCUUUUCAUUUUUGUAAUCUUUUCUAGUCCCUCCCCCCCCUCCUCUUUUCCUCCUCUAUAAGCAUUGUUUAUUUAUAGGAAUGAUGUUGCCUUAGAUAUAUACAAAUUUUACUGUUUCUGUUGAA
Molecule: messenger RNA, 1150 nt
Organism: Arachis stenosperma
Lineage: Eukaryota; Viridiplantae; Streptophyta; Magnoliopsida; Fabales; Fabaceae
Product: ras-related protein RABA1f
Exons: 2
Coding region: 253-906 (217 amino acids)
Cellular component (GO): endosome
Molecular function (GO): GTPase activity; GTP binding
Source: RefSeq, a predicted model, not a curated record